This is a messenger RNA of Cryptomeria japonica (Japanese cedar), 1374 nucleotides long. Its product is annotated as serine/arginine-rich splicing factor SR45a. Gene Ontology annotation, molecular function: RNA binding. The transcript is spliced from 6 exons. The coding region runs from base 268 to 1092 and encodes 274 amino acids. Gene Ontology annotation, biological process: positive regulation of mRNA splicing, via spliceosome. NCBI's taxonomy places the organism in Eukaryota, Viridiplantae, Streptophyta, Pinopsida, Cupressales, Cupressaceae. The record is from RefSeq and is a predicted model, not a curated record. Gene Ontology annotation, cellular component: spliceosomal complex.
ACAAAAUUUUACAAAUAUUUGAGGUCCGGAAGGAAACUUCCAGAAUGAUACCUCGUGGCUGUAUAACCCCAGCGGAUCUCCCAUUACAACUUUCAACUUUCAUUCCGUCCACAGUAUUUUCUUCGAUAAAAAAUCAGUUGCAGUUAUUAUCAGUGAGUAGGGUGAGAUAAAGAGAGGCUUCUUGCCUGGAAGAGUUGAGCGUUUUGGGUAUUUUUUUUGGCAUCGGUUUCAGGGUUUUCUGGGCACGUUUUGCGUUACACGACCGACAUGUCUUAUUCAAGGAGUUAUGAUUCCUACUCACCGCGGAGAAACCGUUCAUUGUCAAGGUCACGGAGCCAUUCCAGGAGCCGUGAUUCAGAUAAUGUACGUAAUCCUGGAAACAACCUCUAUGUCACUGGUUUGUCACCCAGAAUAACAAAAAGAGAUCUUGAAGAUCACUUCUCUAAAGAGGGAACGGUUGUUGAAUGCCAUCUUGUUGUUGAUCCACGCACUAGGGAAUCUCGUGGAUUUGGAUUUGUCACUAUGGCUAAUUUGGAUGAUGCAGACCGCUGUGUUAAAUAUUUGCAUCGUUCUGUUCUAGAAGGUCGUGUUAUUACUGUUGAGAAGGCAAAAAGGAAGCGGGGAAGGACUCCUACUCCUGGCAAGUACCUUGGUGUGAGACCAACAAGAGUGCGUGAUUAUGAGAGGCGACGUACAUAUAGCAGGUCCAGUGAUCGAUAUAGCUCCCGUCGAUCUCCAAGUUAUUCUCCAUACAGGGGAGAUCGUUAUGGUUCACCAAUGCAUUCACCAUACUAUGAUAGAAGGUAUGGAAGGGAUCGUUCAGUGUCACCAUACUAUGGCAGGCGAGAUAGAUCUGUGUCCCCAUAUGGAAGACGAGAAAGGUCUCUUUCGCCGUACAGUAGGCGAGAUCAUUCAGUGUCACCUUAUGCCAGGCACCAGCGAUCACCAUCUCCAAAUUCUAGGCGGCAUCGAGCACUAUCACCAUAUCAGAGACGCGAACGAUCUGUUACUCCAAAUUCCCCUUAUAGAAGGAAUUAUUCUUAUAAAUCUCGGAACCGAUCAAGGUCUAGAUCCUUGACCCCAUAUGAUUAGAGCUUAGACAGGUUAAAUAGGUGAUUAAACUGAUUGCUCAUAGAUUCGGCCAUUUAUUGGAGUUAAAGAUUUAGUUUAGCAAUCUACUGGCAUGCUGGGGAUUGUUGCACGCAACUAAUUUUAAGAGGCUUUUUGUACAUUUAUAAAAAUUGGUUGGUUACAAACUCUCUGCCUUGCUAGUGCUUUUUAUAUAUAUAUAUAUUGUAUCAUGCGGCAGGCUGUUAUACAGUAUGGAUGCACUAGAGUGGAGCUUAUAUCAAAUGUUUUGUCUCUUUUCUUUUU